Molecule: messenger RNA, 1383 nt
Organism: Danaus chrysippus (African queen)
Lineage: Eukaryota; Metazoa; Arthropoda; Insecta; Lepidoptera; Nymphalidae
Source: the annotation of a GenBank genome assembly
AUGUCGCCAGUUCUAUCAACGCAGCUGCGAUGGCGGCGCGAUGCGGAAGUUACUUCCGAAAAACCUGCCGCAAAUGGCACUACACCAUCGCCCGCAUUAACAUCGUCGAAUCCUGUGACCUCUACGAAUCCGAGUGGUUCAUCAGAGAUGCCGCCUCCUGCAACCACUACCCAGGAGUCGAUUGUUGAAAAGACCGCUGAAAUCGCCCACAAGAUGAAUAUGGAGACAUGGCAGUUAGUAGCUAUUCUUGUCGGUGUGGCUGUUGUGGUGCUCGGUAUUUGCUUCUGUUGCAUUCGGCGAUGUUUCCGCAAACGACGAUCCAAGGAUGGGAAGAAAGGCAUGAAAGGAGUCGACUUCAAGUCCGUCCAACUAUUAGGUUCAGCUUACAAAGAAAAGGUUCAGCCGGACAUGGAGGAGCUCACAGAGAACGCUGAGGAACCUGAUGACGGAGAAGAGAAGAAAGAGGAACAGAAAUUAGGAAAACUACAGUACAAGCUUGAAUAUGACUUCAACAGUAACAGUCUGUCAGUCACUGUUAUACAAGCGGAAGAGCUACCGGCUUUGGAUAUGGGAGGAACAUCUGAUCCUUACGUAAAAGUUUACCUCUUGCCAGACAAGAAGAAGAAGUUUGAAACCAAAGUACAUAGAAAAACUUUGAACCCGGUAUUCAACGAGACGUUCGUUUUCAAGAGCGUGCCGUAUGCUGACGCGAUGAACAAAACUCUCGUGUUCGCUAUCUUCGACUUUGAUCGAUUCUCCAAGCACGACCAGAUCGGGGAGGUGAAGGUACCUCUGUGUCAGGUGGACCUCGCGCAGACCAUUGAGGAGUGGCGCGAGUUGCAGAGUGUUGAGGGUGAAGGAGGACAGGAUAACAAGCUGGGAGAUAUUUGUUUCUCUCUGCGUUAUGUACCAACCGCUGGAAAACUGACCGUUGUUAUUUUGGAGGCUAAGAAUUUAAAGAAAAUGGACGUCGGUGGUUUGUCAGAUCCGUACGUAAAGAUAGCACUCAUGCAAAAUGGCAAACGUCUCAAGAAGAAGAAAACGAGCAUCAAGAAAUGCACACUGAAUCCAUAUUACAACGAGUCAUUUACUUUUGAAGUACCAUUCGAACAAAUACAGAAGGUGAAUUUAGUCGUAACUGUGGUGGACUACGAUCGCAUCGGCACAUCUGAACCGAUUGGUAAGCCCGCGUCGCCCAAUCGCGCAAUGGCACACGCUCAAAGAUCCCGAAGAUGGAGAGAAGAAGGAUUAAAAGGCGGUAAAAAAGGAGCGUUCAAGUAUUACGUAACACAAUUUUGGGACAGGGGGGGGGGUCUCGUAAAACGUUACGAUGCCUUACAGGGGCGGGAGGGGGUGGCUCUUACAAAAAGUUACGUAGCAUAG